Messenger RNA from Talaromyces marneffei, 1575 nucleotides. RefSeq lists its product as uncharacterized. NCBI's taxonomy places the organism in Eukaryota, Fungi, Ascomycota, Eurotiomycetes, Eurotiales, Trichocomaceae. Gene Ontology annotation, molecular function: dipeptide transmembrane transporter activity; allantoate transmembrane transporter activity. Gene Ontology annotation, biological process: tripeptide transport; transmembrane transport; allantoate transport. The transcript is spliced from 2 exons. Bases 1 to 1575 code for a protein of 524 amino acids. Gene Ontology annotation, cellular component: plasma membrane. The record is from RefSeq and is a predicted model, not a curated record.
AUGUCCCCCCUCUCGCCAGAUCCUUCUGGAGAAAAUACCCCGUUGUUACGCUCCACGGAAGUAAACAUGUCAUCGCCACAAAAUGAGACUGAGGGUUCUCUCGAAGGAGGAACCCCCAACGAUGCAGCCCGCAUCCGUCAGAUUGUUCGCAAAAUUGACUGGCGACUCAUUCCGUUGUUAUUUUUCACGUAUAUGCUCAAUUUCAUGGACAAGACCAUCUUGUCCAGCGCGUCUGUGUUCGGGUUAAUUGAUGAUACUCACCUCGUCGGCCAGCAAUACAGUUGGGUAUCCAGCAUCUUCUACUUUGGCUACUUUUUCUGGGAAUAUCCAACCAAUAUCCUUAUUACGCGUUUGCCCGUCGCCAAGUAUUUGGCGUUUACGGCCUUUUUCUGGGGAGCCGUUGUCGCAUUGACGGCUGCAUGCGUCAAUUAUGGCGGCCUUUUGGCCGUUCGUUUUUUGCUAGGUGUCGCUGAAGCCACGAUCACUCCUGCCUUCAUGUUCAUCACCACAACAUGGUACACGCGCGAUGAAAUCCCCGUUAGAACGGGAAUAUGGUUCUCCGGCAACUCCAUUGGCGGUCUCGUCGCUAGUCUUUUGGCGUAUGGAGUGGGCCAUAUCACGCACCCACUUCAUCCAUGGAUGUGGAUGUUCAUCAUCCUCGGCAUUCUCACAUUUCUCUGGGGCUUUGUGCUUCUCGCUUUCUUACCGGACAGCAUCUCUACCGCCAGCUUUCUCGACGCAGAGGAGAAAGAGAUCAUCACCAAACGCGCGAUUAUCAAGGGAACAGGUCGCACGGAACAAGCCUCCUGGCGCUCGGAUCAAACCAUUGAGUGUCUGCUAGACCCCAAGACAUGGCACGUCUUCUGCAUCACAAUUCUAACACAAAUCCCCAAUGGUGGCACACAAAACUUCGCGAAUUUGGUGAUCAAGUCCUUCGGUUUCACAUCCCUACAGUCUACGCUCGUCAAUAUCCCCGCCAGCGUUGUUAGUGCGGCCUCAAUCGCAUCAACAGGGUGGUUGGCAGGUCGAUACUCCCACCUCAACAACAUCCUAAUAAUCUGCAUCGUCGCGCUCGCCGUCACAGGCAGCGCAAUAAUCUACUCCCGAAGCCAUAUUCCGCACAAAGGCGCGCCGUUGUUCGGCUACUUCUUACUCCAAACGGGACCGGCAAUCUUACCGCUGGUAAUGUCUCUAGUGCAAUCAAACUACAAGGGCGUCACGAAGAAACAGACCAUAACGGCGAUGAUGUUUAUCGCUUAUUGUGCGGGAAACAUUGCGGGACCGCAGUUUUUCAAGACGUCUGAAGCGCCGGUUUAUCAGACGGCGUUUAGGACGAUCCUCAUUUGUUAUGUGCUUGCGGCUGUGUUGGCGGGGUCGCUGAGGUUUUAUUUGGCUUGGGUGAAUAAGAGGAGGGACAGGGAGGAGGGUGUUACCGUUGUUGAGGCCGGUGGUGAGACAACGACAGUGCCGGGUAAAGAUUUGGAUGCGGCUGUGGUGACAGAUAUUCCGUUGCAGGCGGAAGAUUAUGAAGAUGUUACAGAUUGGAAGACGGUGGGAUUUAGGUAUCGUCUAUAG